AUGGAGAAGGGGGACGGGCCCGCCCUCCAGCCUCUGCUGUGCCUCGCCUGGCUCGCCGCCACGCUCCCCAUCCUCGCCGCCGCGCUCCCCAUCCCCGCGGCCGCCGGCGGCCGCCUCCUCCACAGCCUCCUCGCCGCCUUCUCCUCCCGCGGCAAGACCGUCAGGCCGUCCUCCUCCUCCUCCAAGGCUGCAGCCUGCCUCAAUCUCCAGUGGGCCCUGGUUCGGCACGAUCGUUCUGGUAAUAACUCAUGGAAGUUCACAGUUCCACAGAAGUACUUCUUGCAUUUCUAUGUGGUGGGAGUGGCGGUGACAACAAGCUUGCUGCUUGCAAUAUGCUUCUAUGCAUAUAUGGAAAUGACACCGCUGUUGCCAGAGCCAUCGAGUUACUCCACAAUCGCUAGCCAUCUUAUUGGGUCAAAUUCGUUCUCUUUUGGCAGUGUCCUGUCGCGCACCAUGGAACACAAGUAUCGUGUCUGGCGGACUGUCUUUGUACUUCUACUGAUGGAAAUUCAGGUGCUGAGACGCCUGUAUGAGACUGAAAAUGUGUUUCACUACAGCCCAUCAGCUCGGAUGCACAUUGUAGGAUAUCUGACGGGUCUAUUCUAUUACACGGCCACACCUUUAUCUCUCGCUAGCUCUUGUCUUCCUGAAGCAAUAGAUUUUAUCCGAGGUCAAAUAGUUGAGUUCAUAGUAAAGGGUCGUGCAAGAAUGCCAGACCUAGUCAUUGAUUCACCCUCUCUCCUAAAGCCUCUUUUAAAGUUGGGGUGGUGCCAGUGGAUAGGUGCUAUUAUAUUCAGUUGGGGAUCCCUCCAUCAGAUCCGUUGUCAUGCAAUUCUUGGAUCGUUGCGCGAAAAUAAAGAUUCUGAUGAAUAUGUUAUUCCUUGCGGUGACUGGUUUAGUCAUGUGUCUUGCCCUCAUUACCUUGCUGAACUAGUUAUAUAUUUGGGCAUGUUGAUAGCUAGUGGUGGUUCAGACAUUUCAGUGUGGUUCCUGUUCAUUUUUGUGAUAACAAACUUGUCAUUUGCAGCAGUACAAACUCAUAGGUGGUACCUCCAAAAGUUUGAAGACUACCCCCGCUCUCGCUAUGCAAUCAUUCCAUUUGUAUUGUAG
Molecule: messenger RNA, 1110 nt
Organism: Triticum turgidum subsp. durum (durum wheat)
Lineage: Eukaryota; Viridiplantae; Streptophyta; Magnoliopsida; Poales; Poaceae
Source: the annotation of a GenBank genome assembly